AUGGCUGAAAUCGUUAAAGAAAAUCAAGAGCAACACACGGGGUUGAAGCUAAAUUACUACCUACCGGUAUUGAAAGAUGGAGUGAAAGUAGUUAAGCUAAUUAUAAACCCCCAGGAGAUAGCUGAACAGAAUCAAAAAUGGAGUCUAGUUUUAAUUGGGUAUGUGAUUGGUGGAAACCCUACUUUCAAAGAAAUGCUCAAAUUCGUGUAUGGAGUAUGGAAUUUCGUCAGUACACCUCAGGUAUUUCUCCAUAACAAUGGGUAUUUCAUCUUCAAGUUUGAGAAUGAGGAAGAUAAGGCAGCGAUUCUUCAACAAGGGCCAUACACAUUCAACUACAGACCUUUCAUUCUGAAACAAUGGGAUCUAGAGUUCCAAAUGCAUAAGGAAUCUACUCAAAUUGUUCCGAUGUGGGUAAUGUUUCCAAAUCUACCAAUCCAAUUUUGGGCUCCUGGCAAUCUAGGUAGAAUAGCUAGCUGUAUUGGAAAUCCUAUUUGCACAGACAAGCUAACAACUCAAGAGCAAAGGAUCGCUUAUGCUAAGAUAUUGAUAGAGAUGGACAUAUCCCAGCCUCUACCAGAUUCACUUUCCCUUGAAUUACCUGACGGAAAAUAUUACUCACAGGACAUUGAGUAUGAAUGGAAGCCAAUGUACUGUCAAGAUUGCUUGAAAGUUGGACAUGUCACAGGGGAUUGCAAGAAGAGACCAGCAGAAUAUAGAGAGCCUCAACAGAAUAUCAAAAAGAAACCAACGAAGGAAUAA
Nicotiana attenuata is the source of this 759-nucleotide messenger RNA. RefSeq lists its product as uncharacterized. The record is from RefSeq and is a predicted model, not a curated record. The transcript has a single exon. Lineage: Eukaryota; Viridiplantae; Streptophyta; Magnoliopsida; Solanales; Solanaceae. Bases 1 to 759 code for a protein of 252 amino acids.